AUGGCGGCAAGGUCCUCUUCCAUGCGUAUUGGAAUUGUGGGAUUUGGACAUCUAGGGCAGUACCUGGUGGAGAGAAUCAUCAAAGAUGGAGCAUGUGCUGGCCUCUCGCUAGUGUUUGUUUGGAAUAGAAAUCCUGAAAAACUAAAGGGUUUGGUCCCAGAUGAACUCGUGUUGAUAAACCUGUCAUCCUUCGCAGACAGGCAAUGUGAUGUCAUUGUGGAAGUGUGCCAUCCUCAGGUGGUGAAAGAAUUUGGGGUCCAUUUCCUCUCUCGCUCACAUUUUAUGGUUGGUUCCCCCUCAGCUCUCGCUGAUCAUGACCUGAAUGAGAAACUUCGUCAGGCGGCGCAGCUGAAUGGACGAACGUUGUAUGUCCCCAGUGGUGCGUUAUGGGGAGGUCAGGACAUCCAGAGGUUGAAUGAUGGUGGGGCCUUACAGGCUUUAUUCAUAAGAAUGUCCAAGCAUCCAUCCUGCUUCCGUCUGACAGGAGAUGUCCUCAGUGACUGGACAGAAGGAGAAGGCAGGCGGGUUUUAUUCAGAGGCUCAGUGGCAGAGCUGUGCCCCCUUGCCCCCAACAACGUCAACACCAUGGCGGCGGCAGCAGUGGCUGCAGGGAAACUUGGUUUUCACGGCGUUCAAGGAGAGAUUGUGUCUGACACGGGGUUGAGUGACUAUCACGUGGUGGAAGUAGAAGUGAUGGGGGCUAAUGGUUUCUCGGUUCACACAGUUAGGAAGAAUCCGGCCCAACUCGGUGCCGUAACCGGUAGUGCAACAUACAACUCAUUUUGGAAUAGCUUACUUGUUUGCAAAGGUCACGGAGGCCGGGUCUAUUUGUGCUGA
Nerophis lumbriciformis (worm pipefish) is the source of this 837-nucleotide messenger RNA. The record is from RefSeq and is a predicted model, not a curated record. Lineage: Eukaryota; Metazoa; Chordata; Actinopteri; Syngnathiformes; Syngnathidae.